UUCCAUAAGUCUAUUUUGCUUUACGACUAUGCUUAUGAAAAUAUAUUGUAUAUCUUUCAAUUUUCAGUGAUGCGGUACCCACAAUGUGAUUAUUCCAAUCAACGUAUGCUUUUUGGGCUCUUGGUUUCAGUUGAGGUCACGGUUGUGACUGCGUUUUGUGCCAGCUUGAAGCUUGAAGCCACUGCAGCUGAACCAAAGGGCGCCACAACUCGCGUCAGCUUUUUCCUCCCAUUUUCUUCUCUCGCACUUCUUACCAAUUCCUGCCUGCAUGGAGUAGCAAUCGACGAGGUAAUACAUACAACCGAGAAACAAUCCACACUUCCUUAGUUAUCUAGAUGACGGCUCCCAAAACCCCACCUCGUUCUUCCGCUAAAAACCUGGUCCUUGCUAAAUCGCCAGAGCACGUACCUGAGCCGUCUACUCCCCGGAACAUGUACCAAGCAAGUCAAAAGAAAAGAUUCUCGAUCAAAGGCCUGUUGAGCGGAGAGAGUAAGAAGGAGCGACAAGCACGUCAAAAGGCAGAAGAGAUGAAGGCCAGUGCUAGUAAGAGUCCCGCCAAAGUUGACACGGAAGCAGAUACGGUCUAUCAGGUAGAUGUAGACGAUCGAACUAUCUCGGUCAUGUCCAACGAAACCAAGACAACCGCUGCCACCAACGAUAAAGCUGUAGAAGGGUUCCUGGAGGGAGGCAGCAAGUCCUACAUGCUGAAGGUGGUCCUGUUGCUCAUGGACCCAGAAACACGCCGUUUUGAACUCUUGCAGCUCGAAUUCGACUCGGAUAAGGCACUGGUCUCGGAUGUCUUGACGCAGAUCCCUGUGGCUGUGACAGAGGAAGUCCUCAAAAAGCAAACUUAUGUGGGAAUCUGUGGAGCUGCUGGAAGUGAGAUGAGUUCGGCUAUUCUUCUAUCGGAUUUCUGCAAGGGAAAUGAUGUCCUUGUUGCCGUGCCGGCUGGUGUUGAAGCUUCCGAUUGUGCUCGAUUGGCUAAACCCAUUCUGAACGACGCAAAGGUAAUCAACAUGCUUAAAGUCAGUGGUAUUGAUGCAAGCUCUUGGAAACAAAUGAAAAAGGUCUCGCCAGCUCCAUCAUCAAAGCCACGGGAAAUGCCCAUUGAAACGCCAAAGGAAACAACCAAGAAAGAAGCUGGAGGUAGCAACACGUUCAUCCUCAUCUUUAUGGUGUUGGCGGCAGUCAUCCUGCAAGUCUACCACAGCAAAAUUACUGCACCUAUUGAACCUGGACAAGUCCUCUCUCCUGGUGGCUGGAUCAGUAAAUGUGGACUUGCUGCGGCCAUUCCUCCCCUCUGUGAGAACCAAUACUUGCAAAUGGGUGACGACGGAGUGCUCUCACUGUUCGAUGCCAACGGAGACCUAGAAUGGAAAAUGGAAGGUGGCGUAUGCAAGAAUGAAGCGUGCAUAAGUGGUCUAGAAAUGAUACAGGACAGCCACGUCGUUAUUGGUGGUAAGACUGUGUCGUGGGUAAACGUCAAAAAGAAUGCGGAUCCAAUCAGUCCUUGGCCCUUUGCCGAGCAACCAAAGCUGAAGGUCAUCCAUGCAAGAAAGUAGGGCAGGUGGCAGGACAGUUCCGUUGGUGGAACGGUGUUGAUACAAAGGUUGUAAGCCUGCGUUCCGUGAUCUGCAGGGAAUGAUGAAACGUCUGUAGAUGAAGCUAUACCAAACCACGAUCAUAUCCAGCAACAGGCGACAUUCCCCAUGCGGAGCACACUUUCAUGCACGGCUAGAUUCUACAAGUUGCUGUGUUGUGUCUUAUGAAUAUCCUAAAUAAUCCCCAGUAGGCUUUGUUUACAUUACUCGGCAUUGCAUUUUCUCGCCAAACAAGAAGUUGCCAGGCAAACAACCAUGAACAAAGCCUUAAUGCCGACUGUUUGCCCCUGUUCUUAUGGAGAGUCUGGAGUAGGGUAGUUAACUAUCGAACGGAAGCCAGCAGAGGGCCAGGCUAAGGACAAGAAAAGGGAAAUUCAGGACGAGCUAGGUUCCGUGGGAUCAGGGGCGACAACUGGGGACAAACAUGAGGGUUGAAGGGCUUGAAUUUGCGGGAUCCACGGAGCAGUAGCUGAUCGUUUCAUUUUACCUGGCUCCAUUAGAACAGUAGUGCAUACCGUACGGCCCGCUGCAUGCAGCACAAGACGAAAGCCAAAAGAUGCAGAAGAUACUGUACAAGUCGCGGACAAACAAAGGUAAAAAGUGGUUAGUAAACCUUUCCUUUUGGUACCUGCUUACUGCCACAUUCGCGUUUUGUGUUUCCAAUACCGUUGCGCCGAACUCAGGACUGGUCAAUGCCCCAAAAGGAAAGUGAGCCCUUCAAGGUGAUUUCCCUUUCUAGUAACUUCUUUUGAGCCAAUCCUGCGGCGAAAUGAGUUGGGAGCUUGUUUGAUUCUGAUGGCGGUACACCGAUGCCGUGCCAAAUUGUAAUAUGCGGGAAGGAGUUCAAUGGUUCCGGCAUACUAGCUCCAACCAGCGAUUUUGCCGCUACACGGACUGAUAGAGCUGCGAUCCGUUCGUUCCACAACAUUCCCGUGACGAAGACCUCAACAUCUUUGC
Molecule: messenger RNA, 2558 nt
Organism: Seminavis robusta
Lineage: Eukaryota; Bacillariophyta; Bacillariophyceae; Naviculales; Naviculaceae
Source: the annotation of a GenBank genome assembly